UUCUUAUCGGGCAUUCUGCAAUAAACAAUUCACAUCAAUUUUUAACUAAGAUCAGAAUGCGAACUUCCCCGAAUGUGAUAAUAACAGGCACGCCCGGCGUAGGCAAAACCGUUCAUUGCGAGCAAUUGGCUCAGGAGACUGGUUUGCAGCAUCUAUCCAUCAAUCAGGUCGCAAAAGACCGAGGCUGUUACGAUACCUAUGACAACGAAUUGCAAUCCUGGGUCGUGGACGAGGACAAACUUCUAGACGCUGUGGAGGAUGAGGUGCUUCAGGGCGGAUAUCUAAUCGACUGGCAUGCAUGUGAUCUAUUUCCCAAGUCCUGGAUUGAUUUAGUGGUGGUCUUACGCUGUUCAUCCACAUCUGUCCAUUAUGAUCGCCUCGCAACAAGGGACUACAAUCAAACGAAACUGCAGGAAAAUUUGGAUGCGGAGAUAUUCGGUAUUCUGCUUGAAGAAGCCCGAGAAGCUUUCGAUGAGGAAAUUGUGGUUGAAUUGAAUAGUGAGAAGGACGACGAUGUAGAGUCCAACUGCGCGAGGAUUUCUAGCUGGGUAGAAUCUUGGAAGAGAGACCGGGCGAACAAAAGAGACUGAGCCUCUUACAGUUAUACAAGGGACCCCUUAAUACCAACACUGACUGACCGUGGGCUCCACCGGUGAAAUCAGAGACCUCCGUCGGUCAACCAAUCCUGCAAACUGACCAGAGCUUUAUAU
Molecule: messenger RNA, 710 nt
Organism: Aspergillus ibericus CBS 121593
Lineage: Eukaryota; Fungi; Ascomycota; Eurotiomycetes; Eurotiales; Aspergillaceae
Product: nucleoside triphosphates FAP7
Exons: 3
Coding region: 57-590 (177 amino acids)
Cellular component (GO): cytoplasm; nucleus
Molecular function (GO): ATP hydrolysis activity; AMP kinase activity; ATP binding
Source: RefSeq, a predicted model, not a curated record